AUGUGUAAUGCAAUACUUGAAAUCUACAAAUUUGUUAUUUCAACUGCAACACCUAACUGGGUUGGUACUUUCAAUGUUGAUCGAACAUGUGAUCGUAAUAAAUGUUGCUGUUUUGAUGGUCAAAUCGUAAUAACAAGUAGAAAUCCAAAUACACUAACGUUGACUGCUGGUGUAACAGGUGCAGCUGCUUAUUGUGGAAUAAGCCAUACGUUAACUUUUCCCAAGCCAAUAGGAUUUCGUACAACAAUCACGUCGGAUGGUGAUAAAAUGCAUUUUCAUUUAAGUAAUGAUGGUACACACCUAUCAAUUGAUUAUGAACAGGAAGAUUUUAUGAGAUGUGCCGGAAAUGCUGUCAGAACUCAAGGAUAG
Molecule: messenger RNA, 369 nt
Organism: Rotaria sp. Silwood1
Lineage: Eukaryota; Metazoa; Rotifera; Eurotatoria; Philodinida; Philodinidae
Source: the annotation of a GenBank genome assembly